AUGACCAGUUCAUGCUUUUCCAAAGAGAAGUUUGCAGAGACUUACAAAGGCAAUAUGAUGCCUCUAAAUGCUAGUAAAAUGUCUGUUAGGACACCAUUUGCCAAACCAUUGCCACCACCUUCAAGGAGGAUGCCUGAAAGACCUAAAACCAAAAGAAGGAAACAUGUUAUAGAGAAGGAUGGAGAGUACAAGAAGUUAAGCUGGGAAAAGCAAAGUCAUCUCAAUCUGUUAAAUGGAGGGACGUAUGAAGGAUGCCUAGAGGAUGAGGUGUAUCAUGUACUGAACGAACAACAAUUGGAUGUUGAAGUUUUGGAUGAAGAAGUUCCAGAGGUUGAACAGGUUUCACCUAUACCUGAACAACUUUCACCUAUGCCUCAAGUUGCUAUUGUACCAGAAACAAAGGAUGAAGGCAUUGCUGAUACACCACUAUCCCAAAGGUUGUUGAGAACAAGGAGGCCUUUAAAAAGAAUUACUUUAAUUCAGACUGGAAAGAAAGUUGUUGGAAAGAUGGUUGUUGGUCCAGGUUGUAGUAGGUUGGACCCUGUUUCUUUGGAGUAG
This is a messenger RNA of Lactuca saligna, 558 nucleotides long. NCBI's taxonomy places the organism in Eukaryota, Viridiplantae, Streptophyta, Magnoliopsida, Asterales, Asteraceae. The record is from the annotation of a GenBank genome assembly.